This is a messenger RNA of Zeugodacus cucurbitae (melon fly), 2918 nucleotides long. Its product is annotated as mucin-2. Gene Ontology annotation, molecular function: ubiquitin conjugating enzyme binding; zinc ion binding; ubiquitin protein ligase activity. Gene Ontology annotation, biological process: multicellular organism development; proteasome-mediated ubiquitin-dependent protein catabolic process. Bases 257 to 2755 code for a protein of 832 amino acids. Gene Ontology annotation, cellular component: cytoplasm. The record is from RefSeq and is a predicted model, not a curated record. The transcript is spliced from 5 exons. Lineage: Eukaryota; Metazoa; Arthropoda; Insecta; Diptera; Tephritidae.
UAAGUAAAAAUUGAUUUGUGUAACUAAAAUGUGCUGUGUUCAUUUAUUUUUCUCAAACGAAAGAGUGAAUUUUAAAUUUGCAUGAAAACGUUAAUUGAACGCUAAAGCUAACAUUUCUGUGAAGUUCUAAAGAUAUACAUGAGCAGUAGGUGUACGGUAUUUACACGUCUUAAAUGCGUAACUACCGUUAAAGGAAAAUUGAAAGUUUUAAAAAAUUAAUUGAAAAUUGGAAUUUGUGUAAAAAAUUGCUUAAACAAUGAACACUAUACACGAAGUGCCGAACGGUGAUCUCAAUGGCAAUGAAGCUACCACUCUUGCGAGUGUAGUGUCUACCACAAGUCUCUCUAAUGCCAGCAGUAUUUCCAGCACGAGCAACAGCACCAAAGUCACCAUCAACACCGGCAGUGAUACAUCGGUGCCGCCGAGCGAGAAGUCACAGGACGACGCAACACCAAUAGCAACAACACCACCACCAACAACAACAAACGGUGAAGCCAAAACCGCAGCGGUUAACAACAACCAAAACGACAGCGAUGCCACACAAGCCAGUAGCACCAGCAACAAUAAAGAUGCCACUGCGACAAUAACAACAACAGCGCUCAUCAAUGGUAACACGAAGAGUUUACGUAACGAUCUCAGUGAGGAUCUGAAGAUAAUCGGUCAUUUGAAGAAUAUCGAGAAGAUCAAUGAGAAGCGUCGACUCUUUCUCAACAACACGAUCAGCGAGUACACGAUCGAUGAGAAGACCGAAACGGAAACCAAAACACAAACGGUUAAUGGCGCCGAAACGGUACUUAGCGAAACGCGUAUACACACACGCGAGGAGCAGCAAAAUGUUGGUGGCAACAAAGUGGGCAGCAGCAGCAGUGCCACCGAGUUCAAUGCGAAUGGUCAUGCCAAAGCGUCAACAGCAGCCGCAAACUUUUCAGCUACGAAAUAUGCAACACUGCCGCGUACACCCGGUACGCCGCCACCCAAACCGCCGAUGUUGAGCCGUACUCGUAGCAUUGGUAUUGGUGAUCAGCGUUCGUAUUCUGCCACAUCGGUGCCGACAUCGCCAACCAAAGCAGCAACAACAAUAACAACUGCAGCGGCAGCCGCAGUGACGUCAACAUAUCCAACAGCAGCGCUUGCACCGAUAGCCACACCCACACCAACAACAAUUUCCACACCGACAUCACCUUUAGCCGCCGCGGUGGCUUUGAGAAGCCCGUCAAACGGCGUUUCACCGAAGUCAACAACUUUAAUUACGAGCGCUGUCUUGCCGGAACCCAUCAAAGUGGCCACCGUACAGCUGCGUGAAGAGCCGCUGCCGACAUUGCGUCGUGUCGUGGAGCGUCCGGUCUCACUGUCGCCGGAGGCGCCAAAACAGAUUUCCAUUAAUCACUAUGAACGUCUGAUUGAGGAACUCAAGUGUCCUGGUUGCGCUUACCCGAUGAAGACACCGAUUUUAUUAUGCAAGACGGGUCACAGUAUCUGUCAGCAGUGCACACGCGUGCUGCUGCUCUGUCCGCUGUGUAAGGAGCCCUUCACCAAUAUACGUUCGCUCACCGUCGAAGCGCUAUGCUCCAAGGCGCAUUUCCGUUGCUCGAAUGCCUCGGGCGGCUGUACGGUGCGCUUGCAAAUUGACCUGCUGAGCUGGCAUGAGAAGCAAUGCAUCUACAAGCCGAUGAAAUGCUUCAUGGGACGUGUGUGGGGCGAUUGCGAGUGGGCGGGACGCGAGGCACACUGGAAGGAUCACUUGGAGAAGGAACAUGCUGAUAAAGUGUUCACGACAGAAACAACCGAUAUGGUUUGGAAUAUGGGUGUAAAGCAGAAACCGCUUACCGGUUAUUAUGUUUUCAUGGUGUAUGAUGAGAUGUUCAAUUUCUAUGAAGUACACGAUAAGGAGCGUAUACUCUUCACCAUGGCCUGCACAUCGACUGUAAAGGAGAAGAAACACAAUUACGCCUUCGAGGUGACAAUUGUGCAUCAAGAGAAUGAGGCGAUUGCCAUCACGCAGAAGUAUCCAGUGCAUAGUGAGUAUGAUAAGGACAUAUUGGCGGAGGGCACUUGCAUUAGCAUGUCGCUAACGGAUCUGGCGAAAUUCAUCGAUGAGGAUCGAUUACUACAUUAUCGCGUGCGCAUUGUGGAAAUAAAAACGCCACGUAAAUUACGUAGUUCUCUACGCAACAGUCCCCAUACCGGCAUACAUCCAACUGAUUUCCAGCAGACACAAAUCGAAGGUGUUAAUCUGAAAGGCGUGCCAGCCGAGGUGAUUGUAACGCGCAAAUUGGAUGACAUACCAUUUGCGGAUAACAGUACUGCCGACACAUCGGCGCAAUCGGCUGAAGGCGUGAGUGAAACUGAAGGUGAGCGGGUAAAAGUUAAAAGCAUUUACAAAGGAAAAUUUUCCAGUAAUGAAAGCGGCUCCGAAAGUGAUCCGGAAUUCGAAGCUUUUAUAGCGAAGAAAUGGGGCACACCACAGUUGCAUUUUAAUAGAAAAUUUUUGAAAAACAAUUCCAAUGAGAGCAAUACAACCGACGAGGCGGACAGUUUGCAUAGACUUGAUCGCAGAUUUGUGCCGGAUGAUAAAAUUUCAGUGACCAGUACUAGUACGAGCUAUAAGAAGCGUGUGACCAAUUCACUGCGCAAGAGUUUCCGUGGUUUUAAGACACCGCAGUUGUUUAACAAGAAGACAGCGAACGAUGUAAAAGACAGCAAAAUUUUUACAUAUCUGCGUAGAUGUGUUACAAAACUCAAGGAUUUGUAUUGAUGCCAAUAAUGGAUUUUGGUUUUUGUGGUUGUUUCUUAUACAUUAAUUGAUGAGUUAAAUAAGAAAUUACAGCAAAAAUCAGCAUCCACACAUCUUAUGAGUACGUAUUAGUUCUAAAUUUAAUAAUACAUAUUUGUGUAUGUAUCUAUGUGUGUAUUUAAUA